CUCCCCAAGUUGUAUACAGGAAUACCAAGCAAAAAAACAAGCAUUCGGUACUCCAGCUUGGCUUUUUCCUUCUCCAGACGUUGGAACGCUGAUCUCAUCUUCCUUCACAUUUUUUUCCUACAUAGACGGCACCGUCUUUGGAAAACGUUUAUUUUCCUACGCAGGGCAUCCACCACGCCCCCUUCUUUUCCUCUGCCUUCUCAGCGACCCUGGUCCUUGCGAAUGGGACAUCGGCCUGCCGAUCACUUUACCCAUAAGUCGUCACACACACACACACAGACACGGCAGCGCACAAGACCUGCUAGCCAGCGCGGUACUUGGGUCCGCCCCUCGAAACAGGCUUGCCCACACGUACCUGUCUUCCCCUCCUCUUCCUUAACAACACACACACACACAAGCAGCACACACACACAUACAAACCAGCAGACCGGGGGCCGCCUAUUAGCCUCCUUCCCCACUGGGCCACUCUUUCUUCUUCCUCUUCUCUCCACUUGCAAGUACCAGCCUGCCUCACAAACACACCCACUGACGCACACCACCACUUGCACUUAAAGACUUCGCUGAUCCCACACUUGGCUCUCCGACCUUCGCUCCAUCUUCCCGCGCCAAUCUCUUGUCUUUGAUCUGUGCUACAAACUUGGCUUUUCUCUAGUCGGCACGACCCAUCUGAUCUUCCUUACUUCCUUGUCACCUCUUACUUGCACUUAUCCUUUACACUCACCCAUGAUUGCACGCCAAACUGCCAGUAACCCGCCUUGAGAAAUUCUUCCUCUUCCUCCUCGUCCACUCUUGCACGUUCAGUAUCCUAUAUCCGCGCAAAGCGUCCGUCAACUUGGCAACGUAUUUGCAACUUUAGCUCAUUCAAAGUGGCGAAACAAAACAACCAAGAACACCCGCCGACACUACCGCCGACAAUGGCCAUGGCUCUCGAUACCUCUCAGCAAAGAUUUGGCCCUGGCCUCAACUUUGACUAUCAAACACACGCUCAAGCACCUUCAUUCUCAAACCCGUGGUCUUCGGCCUCGCCACCUUCUCACCCGGCUCCCAGUGCCUCAAAUGCCAACGCCAUGUACGUUGGUGCGCAGCCGCAGCCUCCCAUGAACGCAGCCGCCCUCCUUGCUAGCAAGCCUCCCAUGCCUCGCCCUAGUGUUGGAAGCGUCUCGUCGAUGGGUUCAUACGGCUCCCUCCCUGUUGGCAGCCACUCCGCAGACAUGAUGGGCAUGAACCGCUUGCAAACUACAACAGCAGCCUACGGCGAUGCUACCUACGCGACAUCUGCCUCGCCUGUCGCCGGCCACUUUCUCCCUCCUGCCACUGGGCCUUACGAUGCUGUUGGUUAUGCUGCAGCUCACAGUCGCCCUCAUGCCUUCUCUCUUGGUGGCCAUGACGACCCUUCACGCAGAUUUCCUCUACCUGUUCCCCAGGAGGACAGACGAGCCUUUGCUGAUGCUCUCGACGCGAGCCACGGCAUGCUUGCCAUGAGCCAAGAUACUCCUCGAAACAUUUACGGCCGCAACGAUCGAUCCUCUGUCGACUCUUAUGGAUUCCCCUCUACACACUCUGCUACUUCUUCCGUUUCCUCUUCAUACUAUGGCGACUCGGUGUCCGAGUAUUCUGCCGGUUCCGAUCUCGAAUCCAGAUCGCUUCCUCGUCCUCACGGAAUGAUGGGCGGCCAGUUGCCUCCUGCACCGCAAUCCAUGAUGGGCCAGUUCAGUUCCAAGGUCUCCUCCAGCACCCAGAAGAAGCACAAGUGCAAGGUUUGCGAUAAGCGCUUCACCAGACCCAGCUCCCUGCAGACGCACAUGUACAGCCACACCGGCGAGAAGCCUUUUGCCUGCGAUGUUGAAGGCUGCGGCCGCCACUUUUCCGUCGUCUCCAACUUGCGUCGCCAUCGUAAGGUCCACCGCGGUGAUGCUCGCUCUGAGGCAGGCUCGGAAGACCACCAGUCCGACUAAAACACCUUUUACAAAUUACUCUUUGAGGCGAAUAGACUCGCUACCUCGUGGUUCUUUUUGGGCACGCACCCUUGACACGACCAAUAGAUUGGACUUUGCGACCGUCUGGGGUUACAACCUGGCUCUCAGCGCAAGCAGCACAACCACUACCACCAUGCCUUUUCAUUCCUCACCGCCAACAACCUUUGGCGGCUGUUUUUAUUGCAUGUUUCAGCAUGCGUGGGUUCUUUGGAUAUAUGGGCACUACUUUCUGAAUACUAGAGGCUUGCAGCUAGUGAAUUCCUCGGCGUUGGGAAUAGCUCAAGAGGACUCUGGACGGCGUUUUGGAGCCAUUUUGUUUUUCUGUUCUGUUUCAAUGGGUGUUUAUCCAUUCACGACUCUUUUUUUGGUUAUUGUUUCUGUUGCUAUAUUGGAGAAUGCGAGUCUCUGCCGUUGGUACCCAAAACGGGCAACGCGUAGGAGGUUUCAGCAUGUCGAUGUCACUGGACCUUGUGAGGCUUGGAAAGCGAGACACUACGGGACAGACAUGAAUGCCUGGGCUUUUUCUCUGAGAUGGAGACGCCACCUUGUACAAAUAUCUUAUUUACUUUCAUGAUAUACCCACGAGAUAGGUAGAGUCGCAUGAAUCUACAUGAAUACAGUAUAUAUAUACACAAAUGGAUUUCCAGACUUGUUUGCCCAUGAACUUUAGAGAUUGUGACAAAGUCUAAUGAAGGGGACUAUGGUUACGGAUAAGCCUAUUCAACAGCAUGAGAGGUACUGGAACAAGCCAGCUACAGGAAAGAGUAAGUGGUGCCGAAGCAUGCCAAACACAAACAACGAGGUCAGCGGGAACUGACCUGGGAUCCAAGUUGCAAGCAAGCAAGCAAGCAUUGCAUGCCGAUUGGGAUAUGGGGACAUGGUUUAUGGAGUAUCCAGGGCGCAGAACGGAGCUUGUGUUCCGUUUUGGACACGAAUCAGGCACCAUUUCAAACUGUAGGUCAGCGUGGAGCAGCAACAGCACCAGUAACAAGACAACCAUAGCGAGGCGCAGCAUCAAGCCAGCUGGGCUGGAAGGGGGCAAGGGAGGUUCCGUCAUCGAGUGAGAGUGGGCGGCCCAAAAAGAAAGGCAUCAGCGGCGCGUUAGCGAUGGGCUACAGAAGAUGAUGACGCUGUAAGCCCCCAGUUUUCUGGGCGACGAUCCUUGAC
[Torrubiella] hemipterigena is the source of this 3143-nucleotide messenger RNA. Lineage: Eukaryota; Fungi; Ascomycota; Sordariomycetes; Hypocreales; Clavicipitaceae. The record is from the annotation of a GenBank genome assembly.